Molecule: messenger RNA, 1956 nt
Organism: Eleginops maclovinus (Patagonian blennie)
Lineage: Eukaryota; Metazoa; Chordata; Actinopteri; Perciformes; Eleginopidae
Gene: riok1
Product: RIO kinase 1 (yeast)
Exons: 17
Coding region: 318-1919 (533 amino acids)
Biological process (GO): maturation of SSU-rRNA
Cellular component (GO): cytosol; preribosome, small subunit precursor
Molecular function (GO): ATP binding; protein serine/threonine kinase activity
Source: RefSeq, a predicted model, not a curated record
UCUCGCCGUAGACACGUGUGUAGACCCGGAAGUGAAGACCACACGCUGACGUGCUCUAAGUCCGUUUGUUUGGAUCAGUUUGGACCGGGUUUGUUUCAUUUUCGAUCGGGUUUGGAUCAGUUUGGACCGGGUUUGGAUCAGUUUGGACCGGGUUUAGAUCAGUUUAGACCGUUUGGGUCAGUUUGGACUGGGUUUGGAUCAUUUUUGAUCGGGUUUGGAUCAGUUUUUGAUCAGUUUGAAUCGGGUCUGGGCCGUGUUUGGAUCGGGUUUCGCUUCAGUUUCAGUUCAGGUUCAGUUCUGGUUCAGAGCGUUACGUGAUGUCGGUCCCUGGGCAGUUUGAUGACGCAGACAGUGACCAAUCAGAGCUGUCGGCUGGUCAGAGUCAGAUGAGUGGAGUCGGCCUGCAGCCUCCAUCAGGAGCCGAAGAGGAAGAGGAGGAGGAGGAGGAGGAGGAGGAUGAGGAUGAGGAGUGGGCGUGGCGAUCAGGGAAUCUGACGAAGAGAUACAACAGGAUGGCUUUGAGCUGCCAGGCCAACAGACAGAAUCCCUCCAAUAAGACGCUGCCGUCCACCCCUUCUGACAAGGCUCUGAGGAAGUAUGAACACAAGAUCAACCUGGAUAAACUGAACUAUGCUGACUCAGUGAUCAACAAGGUGACCACCAUGCAGAGGCAGAGAGAGGCUGACACGUACAGAGUGAAGGACAAAUCAGACCGAGCCACAGUGGAGCAGGUUCUGGAUCCUCGGACUCGGAUGAUCCUCUUUAAGAUGUUGAGUCGAGGAGUCAUCUGUGAAAUCAACGGCUGCAUCAGCACAGGAAAGGAGGCAAAUGUUUAUCACGCCGGCACGGCAUCAGGAGACAGCCGAGCCAUCAAGAUCUACAAGACCUCCAUCCUGCUCUUCAAAGACCGGGACAAAUAUGUUAGUGGGGAGUUCAGGUUCCGUCACGGUUACUGUAAAGGGAACCCCAGGAAGAUGGUGAGAACCUGGGCAGAGAAGGAGAUGAGGAACCUGAUCAGGCUGCAGACUGCUGGGAUCCCCAGUCCAGAGCCGCUACUGCUCAGGAGUCACGUUCUCCUGAUGAGCUUUAUCGGAAAAGACAACAUUCCGGCUCCACUGCUGAAGAACACCUCUCUGUCGGACUCAAAGGCCCGUGAGCUGUACCUGCAAGUUCUGCAGAACAUGAGGACGAUGUUCCAGGAAGCUCGCCUCGUCCACGCCGACCUCAGCGAGUACAACAUGCUAUAUCACAACGGAGACGCUUACAUCAUCGACGUGUCUCAGUCUGUGGAGCACGACCAUCCCCACGCUCUCGAGUUCCUCAGGAAGGACUGCAGCAACGUCAAUGAGUUCUUUGUAAAGCGCGGAGUGGCGGUGAUGACAGUCAGAGAACUGUUUGACUUCAUCACUGACCCCUCCAUCACCCGCCACAACAUGGACCAGUACCUGGAGAAGGUGAUGGUGAUUGCAGCUGAUCGGACGUCGGAGCAGCGGUCAGAUCAGGACAGAGUGGACGAAGAGGUGUUUAAGAAGGCCUACAUCCCCCGAACCCUGACGGAGGUGAGUCACUACGAGAGAGACGUCGACCUGAUGAGGACAAAGGAGGAGGAGUCAGCCAUCAGUGGACAUGACGACAACGUUCUGUAUCAGACGCUGACUGGACUGAAGAAGGAUCUCUCUGGAGUUCAAACGGUUCCUGCUCUCUUGCAGGACGAACAGUCUUCAUCUUCUGAGGAAGAGGAGAGUGAGGAGGAGGAGGAGGAGGAGGGGGAGAAGCUGGAGAAUGAGGAGUCUCAGAUGGACAAAAAGGAGAAGAAGAAGAUGGUGAAGGAGGCUCAGAGAGAGAAGAGGAAGAGCAAACUGCCCAAACACGUGAAGAAGAGGAAGGAGAAGGUGUCCAAGACCAAGAAAGGGAAAUGACAACUUCCUGUAACUUUUAAUAAAACCUCAAAAAGUG